Molecule: messenger RNA, 5058 nt
Organism: Rattus norvegicus (Norway rat)
Lineage: Eukaryota; Metazoa; Chordata; Mammalia; Rodentia; Muridae
Source: RefSeq, a predicted model, not a curated record
GGGCGUGGGUACCAGGUCUACGGAGUUACGGUAAACUAAAGCCGGACUUGAGACGGAACAGUGACAAUAGGGAAAUUUAAUAGAUUCUGGAUGUGGUAGGGCUUGAGACUGGGUUUGGGACUCCACGCCUGGCUCCUGAGCAGGAGUUUAAGUAUCCUGUGAGCAUGGUGUCAAGCAGGUGGGGCGGGGCAGGCGAACUCUAAAGGGGCGGGGCUGGGGAGAGGCGGGGCUGAGGGAGGGGCAGAGCUGCGGUUCUCUGCGUAAACGGGAGAACUCAUUUUUCAGGAUGAUCUCACGUUGGACUUUUGAGGGUGAAUCAGGCCUGAGGCGGAAGUUCGGUCUAUGGCAAGAGGCCAUCUCUCCAGGGUUGGGGUUGAUAAGUCCUAACUUUACUACAUCCCACACGGGGCUAAAGGGGCGGAAAUGGAAGCGCUGAGGCAACCCUUCGGGACUGGAUUAUUGGAGAGAGGGAUUGUGUUUGGAGACUAGGAGACUAGGAAAGAAAAUGGACAGGGUAGAGGUGGGUCUAGAAGAGAGACAGGGAGUCCAGGGGCGAGGUCGGAAGGUGGCUAUUCCUCUCUUUUCCACCUACCCGGAUGCUCCACCCCAUCCCUAUUUGUUCAUCCCAGAGUCAGAGAGCCGUGUAUCCUGGACAUCUGCUAAAUUGUAGCUUAAAAAUGAAGGCUGAUCCGAUCAGACCACAGAUAAAGUCAUGGACUCAUCCCCGAUGACUCAUACAGUCCCCUCCCUCGUGGACACUGCCACUUAAAGAUGGCUGGUUAUAGUAAGCUACACAAACACACAUAAAAGCACAACAUUGUCUUCACACAGGACGGUGCAGAUCACCCUCAAGGGCCGGUCUUCAAGGCUGGAGAGAUGGCCUAGAGGUUAAGAGCACUUGCUGCUCCCAGCAUGCACAUGGGGUGCUCAUAACCACCUAUAACUUUAUCUCCAGAGGAUCCCAAUGCUGUCUUCUAUCAUACACUCACACCAACACACGCAUUCAUAUAAAUAAAAUGAGAGAGAGAGAGAGAGAGAGAGAGAGAGAGAGACUUCUGUUUGCAAGGUUCCUAUCUCCUCAUAGCCUGGAAGUGCCUAGCCAGAGCACCACCACUUAUCUCCUUCCUGGGACUUCUAGGCUCUCGGUGCGAUGGGGGUCUCUGGGCAUCUUCUGUAACACCACCAUUCCGAGUAUUGUGAAAACAUCAUCGGGAGGGAAGCUCUCUAGAGCAGCACUGAACUUGGCAUCAGGGGCAGGCAAGGCAAGCACCUCUAGGCUCCUUCACCUCUGAGCUGUGCUCGACGCUCAGGUCUACACUUCUGUGUCCACAGACGUAGUGGUGCUGGAGGUGAGCAACUCCCUGGCACAGCCUUCCUUGUUCUACCACCUCGGCGUGCGUGAGAGCUUCAGCAUGACCAACAAUGUGCUCCUCUGUUCCCAGGCAGAGCUCCCUGACCUGCAGGCCCUUCGUGAGGAUGUUUUCCAGAAGAACUCGCGGCUACUUCCGGGAGACCAUUCGUCAAGAUAUCCGGAAGGCACGGGAGCGGUUCAGCGGGCAGCAGCUGAGGCAGGAGCUGGCUCGCCUGCAGCGGAGGCUGGACAGCGUAGAGCUGUUGAGCCCCGACAUCAUCAUGAAUCUGCUUCUGUCAUACCGCGACGUCCAGGACUACUCCGCCAUCAUUGAGCUGGUGGAGACGCUGCAGGCUUUGCCCACCUGUGAUGUGGCCGAACAGCACAAUGUCUGCUUCCACUACACGUUUGCCCUCAACAGGAGGAACAGGCCUGGGGACCGUGAGAAGGCCCUGGCUGUCCUUCUGCCAUUGGUGAAGCAUGAAGGCCCCGUGGCUCCAGACCUGUACUGCAUGUGUGGUCGUAUCUACAAGGACAUGUUCUUCAGCUCCAGCUUCCAAAGUACUGGGCACCUGGAGCAGGCCUAUCACUGGUACCGCAAGGCAUUUGAUGUGGAGCCCAGCCUACACUCGGGCAUCAAUGCAGCUGUGCUGCUCAUUGCAGCUGGGAAACACUUUGACGACUCUGAGGAGCUCCAGCUGAUAGGCAUGAAGCUGGGCUGCCUGUUAGCCCGCAAAGGCUGUGUGGAGAAGAUGCAGUAUUACUGGGACGUGGGGUUCUACCUGGGAGCCCAGAUUCUUGCCAACGACCCCAUCCAGGUGGUGCUGGCUGCAGAACAACUAUACAAGCUCAAUGCCCCCAUAUGGUACUUGGUGUCAGUGAUGGAGACCUUCUUACUGUACCAGCAUUUCAGACCCACACCAGAGCCCUCGGGAGGACCCGUGCUGCGAGCUCACUUUUGGCUCCAUUUCUUGCUACAAUCCUGCCAGCCUUUCAAGGCGACCCCUCCUCAGGAGGACCAGUGCCUGGUACUGGUGCUGGAGAUAAACAAGGUUCUGCUGCCUGCCAGACUUGAGAUUCAGGGAGCCGACCCCAUGAGCGCAGUGACCCUAAGCUUGCUGGAGCCAGAGACUCAGGAUGAUCCUUCCAGCUGGACCUUCCCAGUCACCUCCAUCUGUGGGAUCAGCGCCUCCAAGCUGGACCAGCGCUGCUGCUUCCUGUACGCACUUCCUCCGGCCCAGGACGUCCAGCUGUGCUUUCCCAGCGUAGAGCGCUGCCGGUGGUUCUGUAGCCAAAUUCAGGUCUUGGUGAUGAAUCCAGAUUCCUCGGCGCCCACUGAGGAGGCAGAAGGCACAAGGGAGGUGCUGGAGUUUGAUUAUGAAUAUUCGGAGACGGGUGAGCGGCUGGUGCUGGGCAAAGGCACGUACGGGGUGGUGUAUGCUGGCCGCGACAGGCACACGAGGGUACGAAUCGCCAUCAAAGAGAUCCCAGAGAGAGAUAGCAGAUUCUCUCAGCCUCUGCACGAGGAGAUCGCUCUCCACAAACGCCUUCGCCACAAGAAUAUAGUGCGCUAUUUGGGCUCAGCCAGCCAGGGCGGCUACCUCAAGAUCUUCAUGGAGGAAGUGCCUGGAGGCAGCCUGUCCUCCUUGCUUAGGUCAGUGUGGGGACCCCUAAAGGACAACGAGAGUACUAUUAGCUUCUACACGCGUCAGAUCCUGCAAGGACUUAGCUACCUGCAUGAGAACCGCAUUGUUCACCGAGACAUCAAGGGGGACAAUGUACUGAUCAACACCUUCAGUGGGCUGCUCAAGAUUUCUGACUUUGGCACCUCCAAGCGGCUGGCAGGCAUCACACCCUGCACGGAGACUUUCACAGGGACCCUGCAGUAUAUGGCCCCAGAAAUCAUUGACCAGGGCCCACGAGGAUAUGGAAAGGCGGCUGACAUCUGGUCUCUGGGCUGCACUGUGAUUGAGAUGGCCACAGGUUGGCCGCCCUUUCACGAACUAGGGAGCCCGCAGGCUGCCAUGUUUCAGGUGGGCAUGUACAAGGUACAUCCACCAGUGCCAAGUUCCCUGUCAGCUGAGGCCCAAGCCUUCCUCCUCCGAACUUUUGAGCCAGAUCCCCGCCUCCGAGCCAGUGCCCAAGAGCUGUUGGGAGACCCCUUCCUGCAACCAGGGAAGAGGAGCCGCAGCCCUGGCUCUCCUCGGCACACUCCCCGGCCCUCAGGCACCCCUUCCAGUACUUCCAGUCCUUCAGCUGACUCAGCCACACAGUCUCAGACAUUCCCAAGGCCCCAGGCACCCUCUCAGCACCCACCCAGCCCUCCGAAGCGCUGCCUUAGUUAUGGGGACACCAGUCAGCUCCGUGUGCCCGAGGAAUCCGCUGCCGAGGAACCCGCGUCCCCAGAAGAGAGUUCAGGCCUGAGCCUGCUGCACCAGGAGAGCAAGCGCCGAGCCAUGCUGGCUGCAGUGCUGGAACAGGAGGUGCCCAUACUAGCAGAGAAUCUCCUGGAUCAGGAACAGGAUUCUCGACUCAGCAGGAAUCAUGUGGAACUUCUGCUUCGGUGCCUCGGGGCACAAAUCCAUACUCCUAACCGCCGGCAGCUGGCCCAGGAGCUGCGGGCCCUGCAAGCUCAACUGCGGGCCCAGAGCCUGAGCCCUGCGCUUUUGAAGGGGCCGCUCUUCGCCUUUCCAGACGCGGUGAAGCAGAUCCUCCGCAGACGCCAGAUCCGCCCACACUGGAUGUUCGUGUUGGACUCGCUGCUCAGCCGGGCAGUCCGGGCGGCGCUGGCCGUACUGGACGCGGAGGCAGAGAAGAAAGCGGUCUCACCGAAGUCAGAGGAGUGGAGUCAAGGGGAGUCCCAGCAGAAACCGCUGGAGAGCCAGCCGCCGCUGCAGAGUCAGCUCCCACCAGAGCAGGAACCUCCAUCCCUGAUGAUACAGCUGGGUCUCUUGCGAGCUGAGACUGACAGGCUUCGGGACAUUCUGGCUGAGAAGGAACGUGAGUGCCAGGCCCUCGUGCAACAGGCCCUGCAUCGGGUGCACGCAGAGACCAGGACGUAUGCCCUGGCUUCAGAGACCCCGGCCACUCUCCCAAAGGACCAGAAACUGGUGCAGUGGCUACAGGACCUGAGUGUAGAUCCAACCACUAUCCAAACGCUCCUGAGCCAUAGCUUUACCCUUCAAACCCUGCUCACCUGUGCCACUCAGGAUGACCUCGUCUACACCAGAAUCAGGUACAUCUUGGGCCCUCCGGCGGUGAACCACGUAGCACCCGCUAGCAAUAUGCGGGCAUCCCCUGCCCUCUGGGCCUGCCUUGAUUCCUCCCUGAAAACAACUGGGGAACAAGUUCUCCUGGGCAUAGCGGUUCCUAACGAGAGAGCGGGGGCUGCCUUCUGGCUGAAUUACAUUGAUCCCUGAUGUCCCCAGGGGAGGGAUGGUAUGCAGAAUUUGGAGAGCCAUCUUGGCACAGCGAGCAGGAGCCACGUCGGUCACCCCUGGACCCCGGGAUGCUGAGUGAUGACAUCAAGGGACACAGACAUGGAUGGAUGAACAGAGGAGACACAAGCAGCUUUUGACGCACCCGUCCCAGAACCUAGGAGCAAACUGCAGGGCCCAGGACGAACCCCAAUGGGUGGAACUAACUAGGGAGGCACCCAAAAGACACUACAUACGACCAAAGACUAUUAAACAGAACACUUGCUACCA